AUGGAUCCGAACAAAGAGUUGUAUGAUAAAUCCAAAAGGGUGACAUUUGGUGAUACUUGUGGCACACCACCUCUCAAAUUAUUGCCCGACAAAGUUACUACUUUGGAAUUCAGCAAAACAUUCGACAUGUCACCAUUGAUUGAAUUACCACCAGUCAGAGCUGCCGUCUCCAUCGAGAAAGAGACGCCAGAAGCCCACUGUCCAGACACCUUUCUCAAAGAAUCCGACAAUCAGGCCCAUUCUUCUUCCUCCUCCUCUUCUGUAAGGGCCCGCUUCGAGAAUAUGAUUAGAGAAGCUCAGGACACCGUUUGCACCGCCCUUGAGGCCGCCGACGGCAGGGCCAACUUCAAGGAGGACGUUUGGUCCAGGCCCGGCGGCGGUGGCGGCAUCAACAGGGUUCUCCAGGAUAGCGCCAUUUGGGAGAAGGCUGGAGUUAAUGUCUCCGUUGUUUACGGCGUCAUGCCGUCAGAAGCUUACCGCACUGCAAAAGCUACCGCUUUUCCUGACCAGAAGCCUGGUCCUAUCCCUUUCUUCGCCGCUAGAAUCAGGGCCAUUGAUUAA
Messenger RNA from Arachis duranensis, 561 nucleotides. RefSeq names its product oxygen-dependent coproporphyrinogen-III oxidase, chloroplastic-like. The coding region runs from base 1 to 561 and encodes 186 amino acids. Gene Ontology annotation, cellular component: chloroplast stroma; cytoplasm. The transcript has 3 exons. Lineage: Eukaryota; Viridiplantae; Streptophyta; Magnoliopsida; Fabales; Fabaceae. Gene Ontology annotation, molecular function: coproporphyrinogen oxidase activity. The record is from RefSeq and is a predicted model, not a curated record.